CGGGAAGGCUUUCAGCUGCUGUCAACAUGAGGUUCCGGUUCUGUGGUGACCUAGAUUGUCCUGACUGGGUUUUGGCUGAAAUCAGUACCUUAUCCAGAAUAUCAUCAGUUAAGCUGAAGCUCAUCUGUGCUCAGGUACUGAAGAAACAACUUGGAGAGAAGAUUGAUUAUGAGAAAAUCGUCAAGCUGACAUCAGAUGCUCGCUUUGAAUCAGGAGACAUCAAAGCAACAGUUGCUGUUCUGUGCUUCAUUCUUUCAAGUGCAGCUAAGCAUAAUGUGAGCAGCGACAGCCUGUCAAGUGAGCUACAGCAGCUGGGAUUGCCCAGAGAACAUGCCUCCUCUCUAUGCCGAUCAUAUGAAGAAAAGCAGAAUGCACUACAGGAGACACUUAGGGAAAGCAGCCUGCGAUUGACAAGAAUGUCCUCACUUAAUUGGCGUGUAGAUCAGAUUCUUAGUUCCAGCAUUAUGAAGCAACUGAAUGAACCUCUUGUGCACCUUAAUCUGACUUUAUCAGAUGGAGAGUGCAACCAGCCUCUUACCAUGACUGUUUCUGCCUCCAAACUCCGUGUCCUUAUAACAGAACUGAAGCAGGCUCUUGAGAUGAUGAAUGCCCUGAAUUAAGACCAGAUCAGAUACACAGCCAACAUUGUGGGUCGCAAUCAAAAGAUGGAGAAAAAUCUGCAUUGAGAAUGGCAUCAACAGAUGUAUUUUACUGGACAGAGCAAAAUAUAUAGAGACGCAUUAUGAAGCAAGCUCAGUCCAAAAUGAGCUGUAACAGAUUCUGCAGUUAUGCCUUCCUUUUUAAAUGCACAUUGUACCUGCCAGUCAGGUAUUUUUCAUUUGGAAACUAGUUUGUUCCAAAGAAGUAUUCUGCCUUUUGUUAACAACAGUGUCGGACUGGGAUGCCUGGGGUCCACCAGAAAACCUUUGGCCACAGGCCCACUCUCCAAAAUAUUUUUCCUUUUUAUGUCAUUUACUUUCUUUAUUCUUUUAAUCACUUUUCCUCAAAUAUUAUCAUCAGUCUCUACCUCUCUACCAUUUCUUCUCUUUAUUCUUAUGUAGAAAUGGGGCAACUGCUGUUUUAUAGGCAUACAAGGCAAAUAGUUGGGUGAGUAGAAGGGCCCACUGACACCUGGGCCCACCGGGAGUUUUCCUGGUAUCCUGGUGGGCCAGUCUGACACUGGUUAACAAGUUUCCCCAAAAUUUGUUUUUGUUUGAGUUUACCUGGUCAGUGCAGCUAAUGCUGCUCCCACUGAUGUACAUAGACUUACAUAAUUGAAAUAAAUAGCACCCAACCAGCAGACAUUAACGUUUGUUAGUAUAUUUUACUAAUAAUAUAUAGACCACACUAAAAAGGGUGCUUCAGAGACUGAAUUAUAGCAGUGACUAUGUUACACAGUAUGAUCGAUUACAUGUAGGCAAACCAUUAAAUGAAUACUGUAAAUACAGUCAAUAGGCACUGCAGAUGCAGAUCUCGGAAUUCUCAGCCUUUUCCCCUACUACCAGUUUUGUGUUUCCACCCUGAUGUUUAAUUUAUCAUGUUUUACCUAAGUUCGUAUAUAUAUUUGUUUCAAUGUGCCAAUUUGCUGGUAUAAUUACAACCAUAAACUGUUUUUCUUAAAGGGGAACUCCACAGAAAUAUGACUUGAUCUUUUUGAAAAGUAAACAUAAUGUCAAGCAACUUUGCAAUAUACAUCAAUUAAAGAAUAUGCAGACUUUU
Messenger RNA from Xenopus laevis (African clawed frog), 1719 nucleotides. It is a transcript of the gene commd4.S, whose product is annotated as COMM domain containing 4 S homeolog. Lineage: Eukaryota; Metazoa; Chordata; Amphibia; Anura; Pipidae. The record is from RefSeq and is marked provisional.